AUGCACCCAAAACUCUUCCUAACAGGAAAGAUUGUCUAUUCCGUUCCGGAGGAGGUAAAUAAGGGAACAGUUGUUGGGAAUAUUGCGAAAGACCUAAAUAUAAAUGUUCACGAGCUUGAAUAUCGUAUGUUUGAGAUUGUGUCUGGAUCUAAUAAGAAGUACUUUGACGUAAAUCUGAAAACUGGUGUGCUGUACGUUAGUGAUAGAAUUGACCGUGAGGAGUUAUGUCUGACGAAUCAAAAAUGCUCUUUGAAUAUAGAGGUCCUAGCUAAAAAUCCUCAUAAUCUUUACAGAGUGGAAAUUAAGAUAUUGGAUGUAAAUGAUAAUGUACCACAUUUUCCUGUCAAAGUAUUUACCGUGAAUAUUACUGAAAACGCCAGCCCAGGAGAGAGAUUCCCUCUCCCUGUGGCCGAGGACUCGGAUGUUGGCAGUAAUUCGCUGAAAGAGUACAAACUGAGCCCGAAUGAACAUUUCAGUAUUGAUAUGCAGACCGAAGAACAAAGUGUGUUUGCAGAGUUAGUGCUUAACAAGGCUUUAGACCGAGAGAAGCAAACAACAAUUAAACUGGCACUAACUGGUGUGGAUGGAGGGAAACCACCUAAAUCGGGUACUUUAAAUAUAAUUAUAAACGUCAUGGAUAUUAAUGACAAUAACCCAGUGUUCAGUCAACCUCUUUACAAAGUAAAACUAAAGGAAAAUGUUGCUGCUGGCAUUAAAGUCAUAUCUGUCUUUGCGUCUGAUUUGGAUGAAGGCAUAAACAGUGAAAUUGUGUACUCGUUUGUUGGUCACGGAAAAAAGCAAGACUUGUUUUCCAUUAUCCCAAACACCGGAGAUAUUGUUGUGAAAGGGCAAAUAGAUUACGAGGAGAAUCCAGCUAUUGAGUUGCGAGUUCAGGCUAGCGAUAAAGGUAGUCCUCCAAAGAGCACACACUGUAAAGUUUUAGUAGAUGUUUUGGAUGAGAAUGACAAUGCGCCAGAAAUAAUUACGACCCCUCUGUUUGAAAGUUUGAGAGAGGACACAAAGUCAGGAACUGCGGUUACUUUAGUUACUGUCUCUGAUAAAGACGGAGGUAAAAAUGCCAUUGUACACUGCGCGCUGAAAGGCUCGCUUCCUUUCAAAUUAGAGUUGUCAUUUAACAAUCAUUAUUCUCUAGUGGUAGAUGGACCUUUGGACAGAGAGAGUGUUUCUCAGUAUAACAUCACGAUUACAGCUGCAGAUGAAGGCGUUCCGCCACUUUCUAGCAGCACUUUCAUAAAGGUAAAUAUUGCUGAUGUUAAUGACAACGCCCCGCAUUUUCCAGCACCUGUUUUUCACGCUUUUGUGAGUGAGAAUGGCCAAGCUGGAGGCCUAGUGACAAAAGUGGCAGCUGAUGAUUCAGACACGGGAGAAAACGCAGAAUUGUCAUAUUCAUUGUUAGAGAGCUUUAGCUAUAACGUUCCAAUUACAACACUGAUCAAUAUAAACUCUUUAAGUGGUGAAAUAUUUAGUUUGCAAUCGUUUAAUUUUGAAGAAACGAAAAGAUUUCAGUUUCAAGUUCAGGCAACAGACUCUGGCAUUCCUCCUCUGAGCAGUAAUGUGACUGUAAACAUUUUUAUCCUCGAUGAGAAUGAUAACAGUCCAGUUAUUUUGCCACCAUACGCUGAACCCGGAUCAGUUAAUACAGAGAACAUUCCUUACUCUGCUGAAGCGGGAUACUUUGUAGCAAAGAUCAGAGCUGUAGAUAUUGACUCUGGAUAUAACGCACUUCUGUCUUAUCACCUAACUGAACCCAAAGGAACUAAUCUUUUCCGAAUCGGAACCAGCACUGGAGAAAUAAGGACCAGGAGGCGAAUGAGUGACAAUGACUUCAAAACUCAUCCUCUUAUUAUAACAGUGUCUGAUAAUGGAGAGCCAUCACUCUCAGCAACUAUGUCUAUGGAUGUUGUGGUUGUUGAGAGUAUAGAUGACAUGAAGACUUUGCUUAGACAAGUCCCAGUAAAAGAGGAGAGUUUUUCAAAUUUGAAUCUGUAUCUGCUAAUCGCUAUUGUCUCAGUGUCAGUCAUCUUUUUACUGAGUCUCAUGGGCUUUAUAGCUGUUAAAUGCUUCAGGACAGACGGUGGUUUCAGCUGGUACGGCGCUCCAGUGAUCAACACACAUCCAGAUGGGAGCUGGUCCUACUCUAAAUCCACACAACAAUAUGAUGUGUGUUUCAGCUCAGACACAAUAAAGAGUGACAUGGUGGUUUUCCCAUCGCCGUUUCCGCCAGCAGACGCAGAACUGAUCAGCAUUAAUGGAGAGGACAGUUUAACACGAACCCAAACUCUUUCUACCACAGAGAAGAGAAGUUAG
Molecule: messenger RNA, 2328 nt
Organism: Myxocyprinus asiaticus (Chinese sucker)
Lineage: Eukaryota; Metazoa; Chordata; Actinopteri; Cypriniformes; Catostomidae
Product: protocadherin alpha-2-like
Exons: 3
Coding region: 1-2328 (775 amino acids)
Biological process (GO): homophilic cell-cell adhesion
Cellular component (GO): plasma membrane
Molecular function (GO): calcium ion binding
Source: RefSeq, a predicted model, not a curated record